AUUUUCUCAUUUCUUCAAUGUCUUGCUUUUUCGUUUAGCUCCCUCUUUAGUGUCAAUGGCGCUAGAAGCUUACGCAUCACAAAACACUGAUAAAAUCCAUCCAGAUGUUCUCUCACAAGCUCGAAUAUCUUGUUACAAGGCAAGAGAUGCAUUUUAUUCAUGUCUGGAGAAAGAAUCGAGUAAAAAGCCUACAGAAAUUGCUACAGUUGGGCUUUUAUAUCCAGUUGAAUGCAAGAAAACAAGAGAGGAAUAUGUGAGACAAUGUCGACCCACUUGGGUAAAGCAUUUUGAUAGGCAAUACUGUGCUAAGAAGAGAGUUCAGAGACUUUUGGAUGAUAAUGAUUCAAGAAGAGGGGUUUAAAGCUUGGCCACUGAGGAAGAGGCUAGUACAUAACUCAUUAUCAUCGUAAACUUGUUGGUUGAUUCUUGCUUUGAAUGUUGAGAACUUCCAUAUAAGAACAGAAGUAUAAACAUUCUCAGUUCCUAGGGAUCAACCAAUCGAGUGGCCUGCUUCUUUAGGUAUUGGUAGCUCGUGCAACUCGAUUGUAGAAGAUCCUGGGAUUGGAUUUUACCUGCAGAGUGAAAAUAAAUGUAACUUGGAGUCAUUGUUUUACAUUUGGAACAUUAGUUUCACUUUGAUAGUUAUACAGUUUCUUGAGAUGAAGUAAUUUUCUGCUACUCUUAUGUCCAAUAAUGUAGACAAAAUGGUACUUAUUUGGGUUAGUAUCUUUAAUCUUUCGCUUUUCUAUGCACAUAUCUUA
This is a messenger RNA of Nicotiana tabacum (common tobacco), 761 nucleotides long. RefSeq lists its product as uncharacterized. The record is from RefSeq and is a predicted model, not a curated record. Gene Ontology annotation, cellular component: mitochondrion. Lineage: Eukaryota; Viridiplantae; Streptophyta; Magnoliopsida; Solanales; Solanaceae.